Molecule: messenger RNA, 471 nt
Organism: Chrysochloris asiatica (Cape golden mole)
Lineage: Eukaryota; Metazoa; Chordata; Mammalia; Afrosoricida; Chrysochloridae
Gene: PLAAT5
Product: HRAS-like suppressor family, member 5
Exons: 4
Coding region: 1-471 (156 amino acids)
Biological process (GO): N-acylphosphatidylethanolamine metabolic process
Cellular component (GO): cytoplasm
Molecular function (GO): glycerophospholipid phospholipase A1 activity; A2-type glycerophospholipase activity
Source: RefSeq, a predicted model, not a curated record
AUGAAGGACAAACCAAGGCCACAACCUGGAGACCUGAUUGAGAUUUUUCGAAUUGGCUAUGAGCACUGGGCCAUCUAUGUGGAAGAUGAUCAUGUGGUCCAUCUGGCUUCACCGAGUGAGGAAUUUGAGGCUGGUAGCAUCACCUCUGUGUUUAGUAACCGAGCCAUUGUGAAAUACAGUCGGCUGGAGGACGUGUUGCACGGCUGCUCCUGGAAGGUUAACAACAAGCUAGAUGGGACAUACCUUCCCCUGCCUGUGGACAAGAUCAUCCAGCGUGCCAAGACGAUGAUUAACAAGAUAGUGCAGUACAGCCUCAUUGAUGGAAACUGUGAGCACUUUGUCAAUGACCUCAGAUAUGGUGUGCCCAGGAGCCAGCAGGUCGAGCAUGCCUUAAUGGAAGGAGCAAAGGCUGCAGGAGCAGUUAUCUCUGCCAUGGUGGAUAGCAUAAGACCCAAACCAGUGACUGCCUGA